This is a messenger RNA of Boleophthalmus pectinirostris (great blue-spotted mudskipper), 4384 nucleotides long. RefSeq names its product ribosomal protein S6 kinase, polypeptide 2 (gene rps6ka2). Gene Ontology annotation, biological process: protein phosphorylation; intracellular signal transduction. The transcript has 22 exons. Bases 1047 to 3335 code for a protein of 762 amino acids. Gene Ontology annotation, molecular function: ribosomal protein S6 kinase activity; ATP binding; magnesium ion binding. Lineage: Eukaryota; Metazoa; Chordata; Actinopteri; Gobiiformes; Gobiidae. The record is from RefSeq and is a predicted model, not a curated record.
CAUGUUUCAUUACAUUACAUGGUGACAUUGUGAAAAGUGCAACGCAAAUCACUUUGUCUGCUUUAAUACUGCUCAUGGGCUAAAAUCCCAGCACAAUUUAUCCUUUUAAUCAAUACAGGUACUGUCAGGUACACAUGCCACAACAGAAGUCCUGAUUCACCCUUUGUUAAUAUUUAACAAACCCAGUGAUCACCUCCCUUGCUCUGGUCUCAUCUCUUUGGCUCUCUACCUUGUUAUGUAACACUGCAGUUCUGCAAAGCUGCUGAUGUGCCAAAUCCAAAUACCUCCACAUUCAAUCCACUAUACUGCACGACCAUGGCAUGACUAUUAUCAUUAACGAUAAACUAAACUAAAGUACCCACUGCAGUGAUUAUAUUGUGCAUUAUAAUCUAUCCAAUAGCUGGUUGGUGUCAAAAGAGAAAGGACACGAGGAGGCAGACAAACAGAGGUAUCAGGACGUGACCAUGUGACCUCACCAGCUGUUGCUGUAUGCUGGUGGAGAAACAGGGAUGUGAGGGCAGAAACGACAGAGUGCGCGCGGGAGGGCGGAGAUGUGAGGAGCUGUGAGGCACACAAUGUGACUGGAAACAAUCCCUGGUUCUGCAGAGCGACAGCAGCACAGCAGGGUAAUACACGCAGUCACAUGUGAGAGACCGAAGACGGGACCCACUCACGGCUCUCUCCUGAAUCGGCAGAACACGUUUAUUUGUCACACCAGCCUGCAGCAUAACGCAGCACCCGGCAGCGGGAGGACUAGUCCACAGUGACCGCUCGCGCAUCGUCCGCUCAUCAGCUCGGACUGUGCCUGCACUCACUGCAGUUGACACGCUGAGCUGAGAGGGCAGUCUGUAAUAGGACCAAAUGGAAACAAUGGAGAAGCUAAAAGGCCACACUCCUGAUGGACCACUGGAGCUGGCGCGAGGCAAAUAGACGAUCAUUUCAUAAGUUGCAGCGUCUUUUUCUGCAUCUAUCUUAAGGACCUCCCGUGGGGUAGGCUACCAUGUCCAUAGUCAUGGGAUAGAGAGACACCGCAUCUGCCCAUUGCCAUGGAUACGAGCACUCGUAAAUUCACGGUACGGAGAUGGUUCUCCAUCUACCUGAAGAACAAAGCAGCGAGGAACAAGAACAACACAAGCUUCGGUCAGCUCGAAGAUGACAGCAUACUGAAGGAGUUUGACAUCAGCCACCAUGUGAGGGAGGGCUGUGAGAAAGCAGACCCCUCACAGUUCCAGCUGCUCAAGGUGCUUGGCCAGGGCUCCUAUGGAAAGGUGUUCUUGGUGAGGAAGAUCCGAGGAGCAGACAGAGGACAGCUGUACGCCAUGAAAGUUCUUAAAAAAGCUACACUCAAAGUUCGAGACCGUGUGCGCUCGAAAAUGGAGAGGGACAUUCUGGCAGAAGUCAAUCACCCCUUUAUAGUUAAACUGCACUAUGCUUUCCAGACAGAGGGGAAACUCUAUCUGAUCCUUGACUUCCUCAGAGGAGGCGACCUUUUCACUCGCUUGUCAAAGGAGGUGAUGUUCACAGAAGAAGAUGUGAAAUUUUACCUUGCAGAAUUGGCCUUGGCUUUAGACCAUCUUCAUAGUUUGGGAAUCAUCUACAGAGACUUGAAACCAGAAAAUAUUCUGUUGGAUGAAGAAGGACACAUCAAGAUCACUGAUUUUGGCCUAAGUAAAGAGGCUAUUGACCAUGACAAAAGAGCAUAUUCCUUCUGUGGGACAAUCGAGUACAUGGCCCCUGAGGUAGUCAACAGAAGAGGACAUACUCAGAGUGCAGACUGGUGGUCCUUUGGUGUCCUCAUGUUUGAAAUGUUGACAGGAUCCUUACCUUUCCAAGGAAAAGAUCGCAAGGAAACCAUGGCACUCAUCCUCAAGGCAAAGCUGGGAAUGCCACAGUUCCUCAGUCCUGAAGUGCAGAGUUUAUUAAGAGCUCUCUUCAAGAGAAACCCUGCUAAUCGACUCGGUGCAGGGCCAGAUGGAGUGGAAGAGAUAAAGAGACAUCGCUUCUUUGCAUCCAUUGACUGGAAUAAGUUGUACAAAAAAGAAGUGAGGCCUCCAUUUAAACCCUCAGUGGGGCGGCCUGAGGAUACCUUCCACUUUGACCCAGAGUUUACCUCCAGAACUCCCACAGAUUCUCCCGGCAUUCCCCCCAGUGCAAAUACACAUCAGUUGUUCCGUGGCUUCAGCUUUGUAGCAACCAAUCAAACUCAAGAGGCCAGUGUUAACAUUGUAGCACCUUCCCGCAAUGAGGUGAAUAAUGUCAACACUACAACACAGCAUCUUCGAGGUGAUGUACCAUUCAGUGAAGUUUAUGAACUAAAAGAAGAAAUUGCACAGACGACCACAUCAGUUUGUAAGAGAUGUCUGCACCGAAUUACUGCUGUGGAGUAUUGUGUAAAGAUUAUAGACAAAACCAGAAAGGAUCCCUCAGAGGAGAUUGAGAUUCUGCUGCGUUAUGGCCAACAUCCAAACAUUACCACCUUAAAAGAUGUUUUUGAUGAUGGGCAACGCGCAUAUCUGGUUCAAGAUCUACUGAGAGGAAAUGAGCUGCUGGACAGAGUUUUGACAAUGCCAAAUUUUACAGAGAAAGAUGCAUCAGACAUAAUUUGCACACUAACAAAAACUGUGGAAUAUUUACACUCACAAGGGGUUGUUCAUCGAGAUCUUAAACCCAGCAAUAUCCAGUAUGCUGAUGACAGCGGCCUGCCUGAAAGCCUUCGCUUGUCUGAUUUUGGCUUUGCCAAACAGCUCCGAGCUGAAAAUGGUUUACUGAUGACUCCCUGUUACACUGCUACAUUUAUGGCUCCUGAGGUUUUGAAGAAACAAGGCUAUGAUGCAGCGUGCGACAUUUGGAGUUUGGGGGUUCUGCUUUACACCAUGAUCGCUGGUUUCAGUCCAUUUGCCAGCAGUCCUAACGACACAGCAGAGGAAAUACUGGCCCAAAUUGGAAGUGGGAGAGUCAUAAUCACUGGAGGGAAUUGGGACCUGGUGUCAGAUACAGCAAAGGAUCUUGUUACAAAGAUGUUGCAUGUGGACCCACACCAGCGGCUCACGGCUCCACAGGUCCUGCGUCAUGCAUGGAUAGUAGAGAGAGACAAACUUUCUGACAAAGCCCUGACAAGGCAAGAUGUUUUUAGAGUCAAAGGGGCACUGUCGGCCACAUAUUGCGCACUGAGACGGUGCACCCCAGCUCCUGUUCUUGAGCCCGUCCAGUCCUCCAGCCUGGCGCAGCGCAGAGGGAUGAAGAAAGUCCCAAGUCCAAGCGUCAGUCCCAUUGUCCAGGCAGACUCCAAAGAAAAGGAGCAAUCCAGUGAUCACACUCCAAACACAAAAGGUUAAGGAGAAUUUAUGACUGUGUAAGCACCUUCAAUCAGUUAGCAAUGAGGCACAUACCAUAUCCACCAAUACCACCACAUAAAAAACCCCAACAUGUAUUCAAUCAUUAUUUUGAAUAAUGCACUACAAAUUAUUACUGUACAAUUAUAAACAUUGUCCUGCUUUAAUCAAGCUUAGUAAUAAUAGCAGUAGAAAUAGUGUGGACCAAAAGUAGCUUUUACAUGAAAUGUAUUAAUAUAUGAUGAUUGACAAUUGUGAGUACAGUGUUAUUCAUUAGCUUUAAUUUUAAAGUAAUUCAUAACAAAAAAAAAUAGAUUUUCUUUUUCAUUCACUGUGCAUACUUAUGUGCACAUUGACAAUAAUUUUGUAGCAUAUUUAAAAACUAGCACAGAAACAAAUGAUCUGCUUUUCUGACUUGUGCCGUCUUUUACUCACAGCCUUUUUCCGACAAAUGUAUUAGUUGUUUGUGUUCCAGAAAAUCCAAACCUGUAUGUCACAUAGAUGCUUUAACUGCAGUUAUUGGAUCUGCUAUGUUUCUAGAAUAGACACUAUGGGUAGCACUAGAAUCAGAAAUAAAGUGUCUCUCUUUGAGUCCACCACGGUAGCCCCAAUAGGAUGUGCUGAGUUUUUCCAUCACUAAAUAAUGGCAAAACUAAUAAGAGUAGCAUUGUUGUACUGUAACAAUAUUAUGUGUUUUCGCAAUGAAGUUCAACCAAAUAUUCAUAUUGUGCAAGUACGCACAAAAUUACACUGUGCAUUACACUGGUAAAAAAAAAAAAAUGUAAGUAUAGUUGGAGUAGGAGCUGUAAAUAUGGUUUAGAUAGAAUCACAACUUGUACAUUAUUUAGAGAAGCUAAAGCUAGUUUAUCUGUAUAUUGUGCUACACAGAUUUAUGCAGACAGACAUUUGUUGUAUAUAUUAUACUUGCAGUUUAAUAGCAACUGUGUUGUUUCCAAUGCUAUGUAAAUAUUGUGAAUAGAUGGGUAAACACAACAUUUAUUGGAUUGGACUGCCAAGGUUUUACAAAUAAAGAUGAAGACUGAUUGACAACA